This is a messenger RNA of Halteromyces radiatus, 900 nucleotides long. RefSeq lists its product as uncharacterized. The coding region runs from base 350 to 751 and encodes 133 amino acids. Lineage: Eukaryota; Fungi; Mucoromycota; Mucoromycetes; Mucorales; Cunninghamellaceae. The transcript is spliced from 2 exons. Gene Ontology annotation, molecular function: nucleic acid binding. The record is from RefSeq and is a predicted model, not a curated record.
UUUUCGCCUUCCACUUAUUUUUACCUUUUUUUGCAGGCACAUUCUUUCUUAUCUUAUCCGUCAUGUCCACAACGCCGAAAAGUGAAGAAAGUGAUAAUUACUCUAAUGACGGAAACAAUAAAAAACAAGUUGAACUUGAUAGCUUCAUCAUAGAUCUGUUAAGCAAGCCUUCAGAAAGGAUGUUUCUUUUGAAGUUAGAACAAGACUUGAUGCAAUUUAUCAGAAAUCAUCAGCAAGUAUCCUUAAAAAAAUAUAUAUAUCCAGUUUAUAUUUAGCAAAGCAUAUUCAUUUAUUUAUUUUUUUUUUUACUGACCUUUAUUACUAUCAUUAUCAUUAUGUUUAUUUUAGAAUGUAUCGAUUAGAUUUACCUCAAAUGAAUUCAUAUCAAAGACUUAUGGUUCAUAAAGUGGCUCCCUAUUUCCAUCUUAGUCAUUUUUUUGACCCUUUACGACAAUCCAUUUUUUUAUGUAAAAACCCUCAUACGGAUGUGCCACCAGCUAGCUUUAUAGACUUAGUUAGCUCACCCGAAGAGCAACAACAAUCACAGCAAUCUACUUUUAAAAUCAUGAAAAGGACACCGUUAUCAUCACAGCAUCAACGUCGAAGGCAGCAACAAGAUAGUAAUCAACAAGAUAUGUCAAUAGAAGAACGAAAAAAAGGAAUGACUUAUGAACAAAGAAAAAUGGCUUAUGAAGAGGCAAGAGCUAGGAUAUUUAGUGAUUUGGAAGAACAACAAACACAACAACCAUAGCAUCUAUCAUUUAACACUAUAUUACCCAUGUUUGACCUGCAAAAAAGUUGGGAGGAUUAUUUAUUAUUUAUUAUUUAAAAAUGUUGUCUUCAAUAAACCAAUAUUAUGCUUUUUGAACAUCAAUAAAGAAUCCAUAGUAUCUAUCUAUC